AUGGAUCCAUAUAAGGCAGUGCAUUACGUUGCCCCCACCAAGAAUAUUAAUCACGCAGAAUCUAGCAGUGGGAGCUACCAGGUUGGCCGUGUUCCACAAGAAUGGAAGGAAAGGCAUGAUAUCCUGGGGCAACAGCAAGAAAAAAUUGAUGAACUACUUAAGCCUGCUGUAACAUCUUACGGUCUCGUCCCGCCCAUACACAUGCAAACAGCCGAUGAACAGUACCUCGACGAAGCUGUCAAGUUUUCAGCAGUCAAAGCCGUCUUAACCACUAUAUUAGAACAUGAGAGGGAAAUCUUUCCCAACACAGUGCAUCGAAGCACCCAGUAUGACCUCAUUUGCAAAGGAUUUCUGCAGAACAACUUUCGCUCAAAGAAGUAUCUCACUACCCUCGUGAAAAUUCUUGAAAACCCUGAAGCGCUAGAAAACUCAGCAGGAAGAAGAAUUCAAUACCAGCUUGUCUUUUACAUCUUUGAUUUCAUCAUAGACAGCAACAAUAACAAUCUUAAAUUCAUCACAGAGGUCGGGGGACAAAUUUACGAUGUGGAAGGUCGCCGUGAAAAACUCUUGUUCUUGACGAGGUACCUGAAAAAAUACCGGAAUCGAUUCCUAGACGACAGAUAUAAAUAUACAGAACAAGACUUUAGCCCGUUUAUUUCAUUGGCCAACACAUCUGAACCUUUUUACGACUGGAUUCAUAAAGUACUUGGAGAGACCUUUGAGCACAAAACCGUUAUAAGCGACUUACCCAACACAAUAGUCAAGGCACAAUAUGACCUGUGGAUGCGCGAGUUGAGCAACGACAAACUGGUCCAACUUCUGCUAAUUGUGCCCUCGCAACGAUUCAAGCAUUGGGCACGUAGUACAAAGCGUAACAUCGACCUCCGCUUGCCAAGACCGGAAAUCAUCCGAUUAUUAAUGGAUUAA
Puccinia triticina is the source of this 927-nucleotide messenger RNA. RefSeq lists its product as uncharacterized. The record is from RefSeq and is a predicted model, not a curated record. The coding region runs from base 1 to 927 and encodes 308 amino acids. The transcript has 4 exons. NCBI's taxonomy places the organism in Eukaryota, Fungi, Basidiomycota, Pucciniomycetes, Pucciniales, Pucciniaceae.